Trichosporon asahii var. asahii CBS 2479 is the source of this 1158-nucleotide messenger RNA. RefSeq lists its product as uncharacterized. The transcript is spliced from 2 exons. The record is from RefSeq and is a predicted model, not a curated record. Gene Ontology annotation, cellular component: cytoplasm. NCBI's taxonomy places the organism in Eukaryota, Fungi, Basidiomycota, Tremellomycetes, Trichosporonales, Trichosporonaceae. The coding region runs from base 1 to 1158 and encodes 385 amino acids.
AUGCUGCCGACGCACAUGUCCGGCCGCAAGCGGCCCGUGGGGGCGUACGCUCCUCUCCCUCUUUCUGGCAACUGGAUCUCCCAGCUGCGCGUGCGUUCGCGCUUGACGAACCUCGCUGUUCUGCUGUUGCUGUCGACACUGGGCUUGUCGCUGCUGUACAACCUGAAGCAUGCGCUUUUCUCUCCGACGCCGAAAUACUCCGCCAAAGCAUGGAACGUCGAUCUCCCGCCCGAGCUGGCCGGCAGGCCGCCCAGUGUCGAGGCAACUAUUAACCGCGACCCGCGCAUGCGUGCCGUCGACCAUCUCGUUAUGGUUCCCGGACACGCGGUGUGGCUCGGCACUGACCCCGAACGUGUGCACCGUGAUGAGGACUGGGUCCUCGAGCCAAUGCAGCGCGGUGGAAGCGUCAACACUUACGUGAAGCACAUCGAACGUGCCGCCGCCGUCGCUCGGGACGACCCCCACGCGCUUCUCGUGUUCUCUGGCGGCGCCACCCGCUCGCACCUAACCUCGCCUCUCUCCGAGGCGUCCAGCUACCACCGUCUCGCUGCUGCCCGCGGCCUUCUCCGGAGUCCAGCCGAGGGCACGUCUCUGCCCGUGGCGCAGCGCGCGACGACAGAGGAGUACGCUCUGGACAGUUACGAGAACCUCCUCUUCUCCAUCGCGCGGUUCCGCGAGGUCACGGGCCGAUGGCCCGACAAGAUCACCGUGGUCGGGUACGGCAUGAAGCGCAAGCGCUUCGAGCAGCUGCACCGGGGUGCGAUCCGCUUCCCGGCCCAGCGGUUCCGAUACAUUGGCAUCGACGACGAGGGCAACACGUCCGAGCACUACCUCGGUGAGCUGAAGCAUGGCUACGCGCCGUUCCUCUUCUCGCCUGCGGGCUGUCGCCCCCCGCUCUCCACUAAGCGCCUCGACCGGAACCCCUUCUCGCGCUAUCCGUCGUACCACUCCAGUGUCCCCGAGCUCGUGCCGCUGCUCGAGUGGUGCCCCCAGUCCACGCCUGUGGGCGAGGUCGGCGUCCCGACGUCCAUUGGCCAGCCGGGCUCCGACCGCUCGGCGGGUGAGGGAGAGGGUGAGGGCCACUUUGGCGACACGGCGGGCAUGCAGCCGCCCAAGGGCUUCCGCGUGUUCGAGGGCAAGGUGCCCUGGGCGCGAUGA